Messenger RNA from Podarcis muralis (Common wall lizard), 891 nucleotides. The record is from RefSeq and is a predicted model, not a curated record. NCBI's taxonomy places the organism in Eukaryota, Metazoa, Chordata, Lepidosauria, Squamata, Lacertidae.
AUGGGGCUCUGGGCAGCAAAUAGCUCCUUGGACGUGCCAAGGAUCUGGGAGAAGCAGGUACCAAACGGAGCCCUGCUGCUUGGAGCCUCCUUUGGUCCCGGGAGUGACCCCCCCCCUUCCAGGUGGGCCCUGCGCUCUUCUGCAGGCGGGCCAGCCGGCCCCUUCCCUGUUCCCUCGUUUCUAUGGGAACUGGCCCGGACAAUCGGGGGUGGGGCCUCCCCGCCUUUCACCUGCGAGGAACUCGGCGCCCGGGAGGCAGAGGGGGCAGCAUGGCGAGCAGAGCCGCCCGGGCUGCGGUGCGGACUGGGGACGCGGCUCUUCCUCCCUCCCUCCCGCAGCACGUUCGGGAAACUGUGGCAGGAGUCCCGGGUGGCCCUGAAGGAGCUUCUGGCGCAGGAGCUGCCGGCGCAGCCGACGAAGCCGGAGCGGAACCGGGCGGUCUUCUUCCACACGGUGGCCACUCUCUACCUGCGCUACAUUCAGACGGCGCGGCGCCUCGAGGUUUGCUACGACCAGAUGGUGCAGCCGCAGAAGCGCCUGGUGCUGCGGCCUCUGCUGGAGGGCGUGCUGGGCCGCAUCCUGGAGCUCAAGCAGGAGCUGGUGGAGCUGGACCUGUCCGAGUACCACUACAUGGACCAAGUGCUGGAGGAGCUCAAGCUGACGCCGGUCAGUCCCGGGCGGGCAGCGGGGGCCGGAGGGGCGGAGUGCGGCGGGGAGAGAUCCUGUGGGGCGGACAUGGAGGUCCCCAUUCCCAAGUACUUUCUCCACGAGCGCGCCAAGAUCCUCCAGGACCGCCAGGACCUGUUGACCGGGCUCCUGAAUCAAAUGGGGCCCACCAAGAGUCAAGUGGGGUCCGCCGUGAGUGCCCCCUCCCUGGGAACGGGCCUCUGA